Messenger RNA from Ostertagia ostertagi, 378 nucleotides. The record is from the annotation of a GenBank genome assembly. Lineage: Eukaryota; Metazoa; Nematoda; Chromadorea; Rhabditida; Trichostrongylidae.
AUGAUAGUUCGAGAUGCAAUAAAGCUGUGCCCAAACCUGGUGUGCUUACCAUACCUCUUCGACGACUAUCGUGCUAUAUCCAAGGCAAUCUACACAAUAGUUGCUCGGUACACGCUUGAAAUUAGAGCCGUCUCCUGUGAUGAAAUGUAUGUUGACUGCACAAAGUUGUUCGAUGAACUCAAAAUCUCUGAUCCUGUUGCUUUUGCCGAACAUCUGCGUGCUGAGGUGAGACGUGAAACCGGAUGUCCAGCUUCAAUUGGCAUAGGUAGGAGCACCUUGAUAGCUCGACUUGCUACGCGCUAUGCAAAGCCAGAUGGCGUCCGCUACGUACCGGAAUGUGAAUCCACCACAUUUAUCGCGAACGAAAAGGUUAUAUUU